GACCCCAAGGUCGCGGGCAUGAUGAAGUUCCUGUACGCGCCCUCGCAGGUCCCGCCGCCCCUGCGCAUGGCGCGCCAGCGCCACCUGCGCCACUGGACCAUCCACCGUGCGUGGCAGCUCUUUCGCCGGCAGCAGGAGGAGCAGUGGGAGCGCGAGAUGAUGCGCAUGAACGCGAGCAUGAGCCACGCGUGCGAGACGUUGCGCAACCUCGAGGGGCCCGGCACGCGGCCCAAGGGGUGGCUGUUCCGAAAGUCGAUGGAGAAGGUGGGCGUGUGGGGGCCCGACGCUGUGCCAAUUGAGUAUGCGAGGCCGCUGGUGGAAACGCCCGGCGAGAGGCCGUGGAACCACGAGUGGAAGAGG
Molecule: messenger RNA, 360 nt
Organism: Cryphonectria parasitica EP155
Lineage: Eukaryota; Fungi; Ascomycota; Sordariomycetes; Diaporthales; Cryphonectriaceae
Exons: 1
Biological process (GO): mitochondrial translation
Molecular function (GO): structural constituent of ribosome
Source: RefSeq, a predicted model, not a curated record